This is a messenger RNA of Pisolithus orientalis, 1161 nucleotides long. Its product is annotated as 6-phosphogluconate dehydrogenase. Gene Ontology annotation, molecular function: NAD binding; glycerol-3-phosphate dehydrogenase [NAD(P)+] activity. Gene Ontology annotation, cellular component: glycerol-3-phosphate dehydrogenase (FAD) complex; cytosol. NCBI's taxonomy places the organism in Eukaryota, Fungi, Basidiomycota, Agaricomycetes, Boletales, Pisolithaceae. The transcript has 8 exons. The record is from RefSeq and is a predicted model, not a curated record. The coding region runs from base 1 to 1161 and encodes 386 amino acids. Gene Ontology annotation, biological process: glycerol-3-phosphate catabolic process; carbohydrate metabolic process.
AUGUCUUCUUCUCCCACACCCAAAUCCAGAGUUCUUGUCCUCGGGGCAGGCAACUUUGGAAGCUGCCUUGCAGAUCAUCUCGGCGACUGUGAACACGAGGUAUUUCUCUGGUCUCGCGACCCCGGCUUCGUAGAGUACUUCAACGUUCACCAUCGCAACCCCAACUACCUCAAAGACCAUGCAUUCUCCACCAACAUUCAUGCAUUGGGGCCCGAAAUACCAAACAAGGAGACGGUGCAGCAGAUGGAGGUCCUCCUCUUUGCGAUACCCACCCAAGGAAUCAGAGAAACUCUCACAAAGCUCCAGCCAAGCCUCACUGGGGAAAAGUUACCCUUGAUGAUUUUCGUCAACAAAGGUAUCGAGACCGGCACGCAGGCUCUUACUCUCGAAAUCAUUGCGGAUACAUGCGGAAGUAGAGUAGCUCGCGAGGCAACCUUUAUCUCAGGCCCUUCCUUCGCAAAGGAAAUCGUUCGCAGACAGCCUACUUCUGUUUCCGUUGCUUCCUUGACGGAGUCUCGAGCUGAAAAGGCUUCAGAGGUAUUCCAUCAACCUUGGUUUCGCUGUUAUACAGGGCGGGAUCCAAUAGGACUGGAGCUGGCGGGGGCUUUGAAGAACGUGUAUGCCAUUGCCGCUGGGAUGGCGGAUGGUUUAGGCUUUGAAAACAAUACGCGAGCAAUGUUGAUCACCCGGGGCUUGGCGGAGAUGACGAAGAUCGGGACUGCUUAUGGUGCAUCUCCACUGACGUUCCUGGGUCUCGCUGGUGUGGGAGAUUUGUUCCUCACGUGUAGCUCACCUAGCAGUCGGAAUUACACUGUGGGCUAUCGGCUUGGGAAAGGCGAAGCGCUGGAAGAUAUUAUCAGGACGCUUGGUAGCGUGGCGGAAGGCGUUACGACGGCCAAGGGACUGAAGAAGAUCAUAGAUGAGAUGGACGUGAACGCCUCCAUUGCGACCGAGAUAUAUCAAGUGCUUUAUGAAGGCAAGGACGUCAAAACAAGCGUGCAGGAGCUUAUGAGUCGACCGCCUUCACGCGAACUGGAUCUGCCAGAGAAGACGGGCGAACACGCAAAGGGUCUGCUGAAGAAGCUGGGCUUGGAUACUAGCAUUAAUGGGGAUAUCGUAAAACAUACUUCCCAAUAUGGACAUGAGUGCCCGGUGCCUUGA